This is a messenger RNA of Micromonas pusilla CCMP1545, 198 nucleotides long. RefSeq lists its product as uncharacterized. NCBI's taxonomy places the organism in Eukaryota, Viridiplantae, Chlorophyta, Mamiellophyceae, Mamiellales, Mamiellaceae. The coding region runs from base 1 to 198 and encodes 65 amino acids. The record is from RefSeq and is a predicted model, not a curated record. The transcript has a single exon.
AUGGGCAACGCGUGCGGCACCCCGGCGUCGGGCAGGGAACGCGUUCCCGAGCCGUCCGCGCUGGACGCGCUCAUAAGCGAGAAGGUGAAGGACUACACGCGAAGGCAUCCCGUGGAGGCGUCGAAGACGGUGAAUCAGGUGCGUUCUAUACACUGGUCCCCAUACGACCGCGUUGGCGUGGUGAACGCCGAUCCUUAA